This is a messenger RNA of Ostertagia ostertagi, 396 nucleotides long. Lineage: Eukaryota; Metazoa; Nematoda; Chromadorea; Rhabditida; Trichostrongylidae. The record is from the annotation of a GenBank genome assembly.
AUGGCAGAAAAAUACACGUCAUUUAUCCUCGCCAACGCACAAGUGGUCGACUAUCCGAUUGUCUACUGUAAUGACGGUUUCUCGCCCAGCUCGUCGGUACUCACGGCGAGAUCAUGCAGAAGCCUUGCUCAAACGCCUAUCUGGUUGUUAGUUCACUUGGCACCAAUUAAAAACGACAAAGACUCGGUGGUUCUCUAUUUGUGCCAAUUUAAAGACAUCACACCGCUUAAGCAACCGUUGGACGAUGAAAACAACAAAGGCCUGUCUCGGAUUCUCCAAAUUGCUCGGAUCGCCAAAUCCAAGCAGCAAUUCAAUCAGAUUGAGACCAAGGACCUGCACAAGUCGACGACGUCCGCCUCGUCCAACUUCACCCAGGUCAGCCCACAGCCUCACUAG